AAAUAUAAUAUAGGCACACAUAUAUAUAGCUCAUGACCAAACACAAUCAAAACAUAUUUUGUCUUUAACAUCCACCUUCUAUAACACUUGCACUCCAAAACUAGUGAGCUAUAUAUCCAAGUUAACCCAGUAUUUAGCUCAAUAUGACCCAUCACUUUUACCUCAUUAGCUUCUUCCUCCUUGCUCUCCUGCCAACCAUGGUAGCACCACAUUGCAAACUGCAGCAGGUUGACAGCAGUACCACCAAUAUCAUCGGACACCACGACUCUCUUAAAUACAAAAUAGCUGCUAUGCUUACCAUCCUUUUUGCUGGUGGAGUUGGUGUUACCAUCCCUCAGCUUGGUAAGAAAGUGGAAGCUCUCAACCCAGAUAAUGAUAUAUUCUUCAUGAUCAAGGCCUUUGCUGCUGGCGUCAUUCUAGCCACUGGCUUUAUCCACAUCUUACCUGAUGCUUUUGAACAUCUAACUUCUCCUUGCCUUCCUCAUAACCCAUGGGCUAAAUUCCCCUUUGCGGGUUUUGUUGCCAUGACCUGUGCCAUCGGGGCCCUUGCAAUCGACACCUUUGCAACCAGCUUUUACAGAAAGAUGCACUUCAACAAGCAACAAAAGCCACGACAGGUGCAUGUCGAGUCCGGGAGCACUAGUAGUGAUGACCAUGCUGCUCAUCUUCAUGUCCAUGCACAUGCCACAGAUGGCCAUGCUCAUGGCACCUCCCUCAUAUCAUCUCUUGAAUCAGAACUCAUCAGGCACCGUAUCAUAUCACAAGUGUUGGAGCUGGGAGUCAUCAUUCACUCGGUCAUAAUUGGACUCUCAUUGGGGACUUGUCAAAGUAUCUCGACCAUAAAGUCUUUACUUGCAGCUUUGUCAUUUCAUCAGUUCUUUGAAGGCAUGGGACUUGGUGGAUGCAUCUCUCAGGCAAAAUUUACAUCUGUGUCAAGUGCGAUGAUGGCAAUAUUUUUCUCCCUCACGACACCAAUAGGGAUUGCAGUAGGUAUUGGAAUAUCAAACGUUUAUAGAGAAGACAGCAAUACAUCCCUGAUAGUGGAAGGAAUCUUGAACUCUGCUUCAGCUGGGAUAUUGAUAUACAUGUCACUGGUUGAUCUGCUGGCUGCAGAUUUUAUGAACCCAAGGAUGCAAAGCAAUUUAAAGCUUCAGUUAGGGGCGAAUGUUUCGCUUCUUCUGGGGGCUGGAUGUAUGUCUUUCUUGGCCAUAUGGGCUUAAUUAAUGAAUAGACAUACAUAUACGUACAUCAUCCAUUAGUUAAU
This is a messenger RNA of Cynara cardunculus var. scolymus (artichoke), 1264 nucleotides long. Its product is annotated as zinc transporter 1-like. Gene Ontology annotation, biological process: zinc ion transmembrane transport. Lineage: Eukaryota; Viridiplantae; Streptophyta; Magnoliopsida; Asterales; Asteraceae. The transcript has 3 exons. The coding region runs from base 144 to 1220 and encodes 358 amino acids. The record is from RefSeq and is a predicted model, not a curated record. Gene Ontology annotation, molecular function: zinc ion transmembrane transporter activity. Gene Ontology annotation, cellular component: plasma membrane.